AUUCACUAUAUCCGUAACCGUAAAGUUAAUUUGAGUGAACAGAAAGAGCUCGAAAGAAAGUGCAAUGGCACUAUUCAAUAUCCCUUCUUCAUCGUCUCUCUUCCUUAAAUCCUUCCCUUCAAUUUCUUCACGCCACUCUCAACAUCCUCUUCUCCUCUCAAUUUCCUGCUCAUCUAAAUCCAAUUCCGACGACACCUUUAGCGACGAAAACAAAACACCCAAAAGAAAGUUAUCAGAACAGUCAUCUUGGGAAGCCAAAGACUCCCAAGGAAAUGACUAUCUCUACAGGCUAGGCAAAGAAGCUGAUAAUAUGAACAUCGCCGUCGGAGCUAGGCCUGGCGUCAUCGAUCCUCUUUUCGCUGGAAAUUUCCUUGGCCGAGACUCGGAUAUUGUGUUUGAUUAUCGACGGAAAGUGACCAGGUCAUUUGAGUAUCGUCAAGGAGACUACUACAUUGCUCCACUUUUCUUGGAUAAAGUUGUGUGCCACAUUGUGAAGAACUAUAUAGCUCAUCUUAUCAAUGCUAAAGUUCCACUGAUCCUAGGUAUCUGGGGUGGAAAGGGGCAAGGAAAGUCAUUUCAGACUGAACUUGUUUUUCAAGCCAUGGGAAUCGAACCUGUCAUUAUGUCUGCAGGAGAAUUAGAAUCAGAAAGAGCUGGUGAACCAGGAAAACUGAUACGAGAACGCUAUAGAACAGCAUCUCAAGUGGUUCAGAACCAAGGCAAGAUGAGCUGUUUGAUGAUCAAUGAUAUUGAUGCUGGCCUUGGUAGAUUUGGGAACACUCAAGUGACAGUGAACAAUCAAAUUGUUGUUGGAACACUAAUGAAUUUAGCGGAUAAUCCUACAAGAGUCAGUGUUGGACAAGACUGGCGACAAUCAGAUGUUAUAAACAGAAUUCCUAUCAUUGUGACAGGAAAUGACCUUUCAACAAUUUAUGCCCCUUUGAUUCGUGAUGGAAGGAUGGAUAAAUUUUUCUGGCAGCCUACUCAGGAAGAUAUAGUGAACAUUGUUCACAGAACUUAUGAGAAGGAUGGCAUAAAUAGAGAUGAGGUUGUGAGCAUAGUAAACACAUUCCCUAAUCAAGCUUUGGAUUUCUAUGGAGCUCUUCGUUCUCGAACUUAUGACACGUCAAUUUCUAAGUGGGUUGAUGACAUUGGAGGUGUUGAAAAUCUUGGCAACAAACUUCUCAAACGAAGAAAGAAUGAGACACUUCCUGUGUUUACUCCACCAAAGCAAACGCUGGAGGCUUUACUCGAAUCAGGGUAUUCUCUCAUCAGAGAACAGAAGCUAAUAAUGGAGAAUAAACUUUCAAAGGAAUACAUGAAGAACAUGGAGAACUAGGAAAGACUUUGGCCUUGUAAGUGUCUCAAUUUUUGCACUCUUGCUACCUUAUUCUUUUCUCUUUUAAUGUCCAAGAAUUGUAAUGGAAAAUAUUAGGAUGCAACUAUUAAAAAAAAUACUUUCAGGAGAACAUUAUGCUGUAAAUUACUGAGGAGAGAGAGAGAGACCUCGCAAUGGUUGUCUAAGGCAAAAGACAAACUUUCCUUUCAACUUCAUAAUGCGCUUAGAAAAUUAAAGAAAUUUAAAGCUCGUCUCGAGCCGCUACGCCUUGAUUUCUUCUGUGUACAUGGUGAGACGUAACAUUUUGAUCUCUUUGAUUGAGUUGCUGUUGUAUUGUGA
Molecule: messenger RNA, 1678 nt
Organism: Mercurialis annua (annual mercury)
Lineage: Eukaryota; Viridiplantae; Streptophyta; Magnoliopsida; Malpighiales; Euphorbiaceae
Product: ribulose bisphosphate carboxylase/oxygenase activase, chloroplastic
Exons: 12
Coding region: 65-1339 (424 amino acids)
Molecular function (GO): ATP binding; ATP hydrolysis activity
Source: RefSeq, a predicted model, not a curated record